Messenger RNA from Callorhinchus milii (elephant shark), 2916 nucleotides. RefSeq names its product atlastin GTPase 2 (gene atl2). Gene Ontology annotation, biological process: protein homooligomerization; endoplasmic reticulum organization. The record is from RefSeq and is a predicted model, not a curated record. Bases 8 to 1840 code for a protein of 610 amino acids. The transcript is spliced from 15 exons. Gene Ontology annotation, molecular function: GTPase activity; GTP binding. NCBI's taxonomy places the organism in Eukaryota, Metazoa, Chordata, Chondrichthyes, Chimaeriformes, Callorhinchidae.
GUCUAAGAUGGCGGCGGAGAGCGAGGCGCGAGCGGCACGGCCCCGGUCCCAACCGCGCACCCAACCCAGCUCAGGUGAUACAAACUUUCAACAUGUUUUCUCUGGAUUGGAAGAGCCGCAGGGAGCAAUCUUGGAGGAAUUAGAAAGACUGAGAGAUAAACCUCCAGAUAUAGGUUGCAGCAUGGAUGGUGACUUUGGUAUCCAGGAUGUUCAAAUGAAUUCAGACGACGUACCUAUGAAAGAAGCUAGGCCAGUGCAAGUAGUGUUGGCUCAUGAAGAUGACCAUCAUUUUGAUCUGGAUGAAGAGGCCCUUGAGCGGAUUCUAUUGCAAGAACACAUUCGGGACUUGAAUGUUGUGGUUGUUUCUGUGGCUGGAGCAUUUCGUAAAGGCAAAUCAUUUCUCUUGGACUUCAUGCUGAGAUACAUGUACAAUCAGAAUUCUGGUACUUGGCUGGGUGGAGAUGAUGAUCCAUUAACUGGAUUCACAUGGCGAGGAGGAUGUGAACGAGAAACGACUGGUAUACAAAUCUGGAGUGAGGUGUUUGUAAUUAAGAAACCGGAUGGAAGUCAGGUUGCGGUGCUUUUAAUGGACACUCAGGGGGCGUUUGACAGUCAAUCGACCAUAAGGGAUUGCGCUACAGUGUUUGCUCUCAGCACGAUGACCAGUUCUGUUCAGGUAUACAAUUUGUCUCAGAACAUUCAGGAAGAUGAUUUGCAACAUUUGCAGCUGUUCACGGAAUAUGGACGCCUGGCAAUGGAGGAAGUUUACCAAAAACCCUUCCAGACUCUGAUGUUUUUAAUAAGAGAUUGGAGUUAUCCAUAUGAACAUCCGUAUGGAUUGCAAGGAGGAAAUAGCUUCUUGGAGAAACGAUUGGAGAUAAAACAAAACCAACAUGAAGAGUUGCAGAAUGUUAGGAAACAUGUACACUCCUGUUUCAAUAAGAUCACCUGCUUCCUGAUGCCACAUCCAGGUCUGAAAGUUGCCAUCAAUCCUAAUUUUGAUGGAAGAUUAAAAGAUAUUGAUGGUGACUUCAAAAAGGAGCUCAGCAAUGUUGUGCCAUUUCUGCUGUCUCCUGAAUACUUGGUAGAGAAGGAAAUAGGAGGAUCCAAAGUGACUUGCCGAGAUCUUGUUGAAUAUUUCAAGGCUUACAUCAAAAUUUACCAAGGAGAGGAACUACCUCAUCCGAAAUCCAUGCUACAGGCAACAGCUGAAGCCAACAAUCUUGCUGCUGUUGCAGGAGCAAAAGAUGUCUACAGCAAAUCCAUGGAGCAGUUCUGUGGUGGAGACAAGCCUUACAUAGCACCAGCUGAUCUGGAGCAACAACAUCUGACUCUGAAAGAAUCCUCAGUGGCACAAUUCCGAUCAGUGAAGAAAAUGGGUGGGGAGGAUUUCUGCCAACGCUACCAGGAACAACUUGAGAGAGAAAUAGAAGAGAACUAUGCAAACUUUGUCAAGCACAAUGACAGCAAAAAUAUUUUUUAUGCGGCACGUACACCUGCCACACUUUUUGCUGUGAUGUUUACCAUGUACAUAAUCUCAGGAGUGACUGGAUUCAUUGGUUUGGACUCUAUAGCUUCCUUAUGCAACCUUGUAAUGGGCAUAGCGCUAAUAUCCCUCUGCACCUGGGCUUACACUAAAUAUUCUGGUGAAUUCAGAGAAUUUGGAACAAUCAUUGAUCAUGUGGCUGAAACUAUAUGGGAACAGAGGAGUCCAAAGAAGGUGUUGAAGCCACUGAGUGACAAUUUGAUGGAGGACAACAUAAGGCGGACUGUAGCAAACUCCCUCAAAGCAGGUCUGAGUGAACAGGGCUCCCAACAUACCAAAUCAAAGAUAAACUGACAAUCCAACGUGCUCUUGCCUGGCUCUAUUGGUGUCAAGUGCUUGCUGUAGGUUAUGGACUUGGUGAAUCAGUUAAAAUUAGUCUUUGUAGAUAUUGAAUGAAAGGCCCACCUUCACUGGACACUGCCACAAAGUCUGAAGAAUGAAGAGGAAAUAGUUCUGUCCUUGAGUGGUUUUUCUGUGGAUAUGUUACUGUAAACAAGGUAGUUCAGGGAUGUGCCAUUUUGCUUUGUAACUUGUUACUUUUGAAACAUGAACCCUAAUCAAAUUUCCUUUUUCAGAUCUACUUUGUGUCAGUGGAUUCAUGUUGUGAAAGGCUGGUAGCACUGUAGUAUACUGUACAAAUAAAUCAUUGGGUUCAUCAAGGACCGUAGACGCCUGAAAUGAGCCAGCUCCGUUUUUGUUUUUUCUUAUAUGCUUUUGCCUGUAUACCAGUAUUACACAUUGCAUGAAUCCUAUCUGCACAGAUCACAGGAUUAACUUAGAGGACAAAAAAAUGCUGUAGAUGGGGGGGGUAACAGUCUCGCCUUGCCAUUGUUUCUGAAAAUGGCCCUAGAGAAGGUUAAACAGCAGACAGUUUAUGGUUUCUGUAAUGGCACUUGAGUCAUCCAGUGUGCCGUACAAUUCUAAUUUUGGGGGGUUGAGGGGAAAUCCAUCCAAAAGUUGCCUCUAACUACCUGUUAGCAUUGUCUGUACAGUGCAUUUAUCUUUUUUUAUUUAAUUUUCUAUCAAUCGUUAAAUGAGGUGGGGCAUGUAUAUUAAAUAUAAAUAUAUAAAUACCAAAUUUUUGUAUCAAGUUUUUUGUAGUUAAUGGCAAAAUCUGGUACUGUGGUAGGCUACGUGCAGUUUCUGUAAAGGAAUGUUAUUUGUGGUUGGUGUAAACAUAAGAAUGCAUCAAAUUUGAAGUUUUGAUAUAUUUGUGAUAUUACCUGCCUUGAGCACUGCAAUCCCACCCCUUCUUAUGGCAAAGCAAUGGGAAUGUUAGUUGUGGAAUUGAGUUGUCUUCUGUUGCAUUUUAAAGUUAUUUCCUGUAAUUUAUUUUUCAAUACAUAAUUAAAUCAAAGUACUCUAUGAAA